GAGCCUUGUCACGGCCUGCUGUCUUGGAUAUUGGGGAUGGGACAGUUUAUCAUCAGAGUUGCAUCUUCAACCCCGAGAACAUCUUCAGGUCGUUCUCAGGGUGUUGUGGAUAUUGAGUCAUUUCUUGAGCCAGUUAUUCUUGAGCCCGGUCGGAGCAAUGGCCCUACUCAUUGCAAUUUUGACUGUACGUGCCCGCCUAACAAUUCACCAUCCCCAGGCGUGCGUGCAAUGAUGUCUGGCCCGAGUGGAUCCAAUGGCUUACCAAGGAGGGUUCCUUCUGGUAAUGCAGCAUUGCAAUCCGAACAAUUGCAAUUUAACGUGCCUCCGAAUGCUAGCGCUCCAGUCGACAGGCAGCACCAGGAAUUGCCUUCAAUUGUUCAACCUGAAACCAAUAAUGUUUCACCUUCGGAGAAUUCUCCGAAUAACAUUGAUCCUUCUCUAAAAUAGUAAGAUUUCGGCCAUUUUUUACUACAAUGAAGAUUGGGGGAUUGUGAGAGGAAUGAAUACAGGUGUAGUGGCGGGUUUGAAAGAGACAUGAACUUGUACCUUAAGAAAUGAUUUGCAGAUAC
Messenger RNA from Rubroshorea leprosula, 569 nucleotides. The record is from the annotation of a GenBank genome assembly. NCBI's taxonomy places the organism in Eukaryota, Viridiplantae, Streptophyta, Magnoliopsida, Malvales, Dipterocarpaceae.